CUAGCCAUGUACCUUCGUUCCAUAAUCUCCAUGCCUGCAAGGAUAUUCAUACAAAAUUAUCAGCUGUUCAGAUUUGCUGUCUAUCAAUCUGUGAACCAGAGUUUCGAAUUGGAUUGAGAUUUGCAGAAGCCUUACAGUUUCAUGAAUCAUUGUUGAGCUUGAACCAGCUCUAAUUGUAGGCGUCGGAGAACCCCAUGAGGGAAAUCAAGGUCCAGAAGCUCGUCCUCAACAUCUCCGUCGGCGAGAGUGGCGAUCGUCUCACCAAGGCCGCCGAGGUCUUUGGAGCAACUCACCAAGGCCGCCAAGAAUGAAAAACCCCUAUUAAUUAGCUGUCAGUGUUCUAUACUUGUCUACUCUACUCAUCUUGAUCGCUCAGUCUCAGACUCUCUAUACGACUAAUAAUUUUGGGUUCGACUAGUGGACCCGGAUCUGAUGAGAUACAUUGAUGAUAAAAUGGCCAAGUUCUAUAGAUCUUCAAGAAGAUUCACCUCUAGUAGGAGCAUCACAAACACCAGUGUCAACACUAUUGAAGAAAGCUUCGGAGGAUAUGAAUUCACCAAAUGUAAUGAAUAUUUCAAAGCACCAAAAAAAGCUUGUCAGAAGGGCUGAGAGGGCUGGUUACAAGGCAAUAGUCCUCACUGCUGACACUCCAAGGCUCGGGCGCAGGGACACUGAUAUCAAGAACAGGUUUACUAUGCCACCAAGUUUGACAUUGAAAAACUUUGAAAAUUUGGAUCUUGGAAAGAUUGAUGAGACCAAUGAUUCUGGAUUAGCAUCAUAUGUUGCUGGACUAUUUGCCCGCUCUCUCAGCUGGAAGGAUGUGAAAUGGCUUCAGUCAAUCACUACAUUACCAAUUCUGUUAAAGGGCGUAAUUACUGCUGAGGAUACAAGGUUAUGCAUACAAGCUGGAGCUGCAGGAAUAAUUGUAUCCAAUCAUGGAGCUCGGCAACUAGAUUAUGUCCCUGCAACUAUUAUGGCUUUGGAAGAGUGGGCGGUAAAGGAUCGGAAAUGGUAUACCCAACAACAACUUGACGAGGUGCGCAUUGAAGUAGCCGACUACUUACAGACUGCUGUAAAUUCUGACCAGUUUCUUGAUUUUGAGUUAGACUAG
This is a messenger RNA of Rosa chinensis, 1111 nucleotides long. RefSeq names its product (S)-2-hydroxy-acid oxidase GLO1-like. Gene Ontology annotation, cellular component: peroxisome. The record is from RefSeq and is a predicted model, not a curated record. Bases 446 to 1111 code for a protein of 221 amino acids. The transcript has 12 exons. NCBI's taxonomy places the organism in Eukaryota, Viridiplantae, Streptophyta, Magnoliopsida, Rosales, Rosaceae. Gene Ontology annotation, molecular function: oxidoreductase activity.